This is a messenger RNA of Syngnathus acus (greater pipefish), 866 nucleotides long. RefSeq names its product citrate synthase lysine methyltransferase (gene cskmt). Bases 52 to 792 code for a protein of 246 amino acids. NCBI's taxonomy places the organism in Eukaryota, Metazoa, Chordata, Actinopteri, Syngnathiformes, Syngnathidae. The record is from RefSeq and is a predicted model, not a curated record. The transcript is spliced from 2 exons.
CGUGAUCCUUCCUGUCAAACAGCAGCUCAGGAGGUCCGACUACAAGUAGCCAUGGCACCGCUGUCAAAGUCAUUUUUGACAGGUUCGAGGAUAUUUUCAGCACGUUUGCGACUUCACUCUUCUCUAACAUCUCAAAUGAUUGAAAACAUGGACAAAAAAGCCACCUGGGACCGCUUCUACGCUGAAAACAGUAGAAAGCCGUUUAAAAACUUUGAGUGGUUCUUUGGCUUUGAGGCAGUGCAUAACUUCAUCAUGCCUGCACUACAGAGCAGGCCCGGUCCCGAUGCCAGCCUUCAAGUCCUGGAUAUGGGCUGCGGCACUUCCGCAUUGGGUCCGUCCAUUUACCAGCGAUGUCCCCUGCCGGUUCGAGUCACGUGCGUGGACAUUUCUCCCGUGGCCGUACGGCUCAUGCAGGAGCACGUGCGAGCUAAAGCUGUUCAACCUGGCAACUGUUCUUCCCAGCUGGACUUUGUGGAGCUGGACUGUACGCAGCUGCACAAACACUUUCCCCCGGGCAGCGUGGACCUCAUCGUGGACAAAGGCACCACGGACGCCAUGUUGAAGUCCAAGGAGGGGAAGAGGAGCGCCGGCCUGGUGUUGAAGCAGUGUUUAAAGGCGCUGCGCCACACGGGCUCUCUGCUCCAGUUCUCGGACGAGGAUCCCGAUGCCAGGCUGCUGUGGCUGGAGACGGAAGCGCGGGGUGCUCCGAUCGCAGUGCAGGAAGUGGGAGAACUGAGGGCAAUUUGUUACUACUGCUAUCAAGUGACCCCUCACCCUCAUGUGCAACCCUGACUCUCUCAGGGUUUCAUAUCGGACUGCCUGAGUUUACGGUGCAAAAGUAAUAAAAAUAUCACUUUCGUCAUAAA